UGUUAUUUUAGGUUAUUUGAUUAUGAAAUCAUGGUUUUUGAUAUGAAAAUUAAUGAAUUAUGGAAAGAAAAUCAAAUAGGAAAAAUUGUGACAAUGAUGCACCAUUUUGGCUGAAUUUUUUCAAGAAGGAAUAUGAAUGUGGCUUUGCUGAUUUUUGAGUUAUUUGGUUGGACAUUGGUGAUUUGAAGCAUUAGAAAAAAAAUGGGAUCAAUUGGAGCUAAAUUGGAUGCGUAUUUCAAUUUAUCGGGUAAAAGACCGAAAUAGGUCAAUACGGUGCUUAGGUGGUGAGUCUUCCGAUAAAGGCAAGAGAAUUGCAUCCGAAGACCAGUAGUCUGAGUAUUUCGAAAAUUCCCACUCUAGACAUUGAUCAGAGUAGUCUGUAGAUAGCUAGUUCCAUCGGGGAUUUCUAUUGGAUUGCGUCUUCCAAACAAGACGUCAUUCCAUUGGUCCUUUCAACCUUAUAAUAACUCUAAAAUGGCAAAGGUCAGUACAUCAUCCAUGUUGAUGUAGCAGUGGAAGGAACAAUAAAAUAUCAUAAACAAAAAGAAGGCCUAUUUCUUUUCUACUUGCGUCCCUUGUGUCUGCUUCAAAUUUGUGAUUGACUUGGCCUCCCCCGAAUCUUUUGUUAUAUAUUACGCAAGGAACAACGAAAGCCUUCAUGGCUGCUCACAGUAAAAAACAACUCGAAGGAGAUAUGAAGACCAAAUGUAAAGCAUAUGAUAAUAAUAUCAAUAAUAGUAGCGUGGACUCCAGUUCUGUAUGGUAGACUAUUAGUAAUAGCACUAGUUUUUCCAUCAGUUUCAUCGAGUUUUGAGUCAUGGGGGAGGUGGCUGCAGAAACAAGAAAGCAGAGCCUGGUGUUUGCUGUUAAUAGACAGAGGUUUGAGCUUUCAGAUGUAGACCCUUCUACUACUUUGCUUGAGUUCUUGCGUUAUCAGACUCCUUUCAAGAGUGUGAAGCUCGGCUGUGGUGAAGGAGGCUGUGGCGCCUGCAUUGUCCUACUGUCCAAGUAUGACCCUGCGCUCGACCAGGUUCAUGAUUCUACCGUGAGUUCAUGCCUCACACUACUUUGCAGUUUAAAUGGAUGUUCAAUCACAACAGCUGAGGGAGUCGGAAAUAGCAAGGAUGGCUUCCACCCUAUUCAAGAAAGAUUCGCUGGUUUCCAUGCUUCUCAAUGUGGCUUUUGUACUCCGGGAAUGUGUGUUUCUCUCUUUUCAGCUCUUGUCAAUGCUGAUAAAACCAAUAGGCCAGAACCCCGUCCUGGGUUCUCCAAGCUGACAGUUACUGAAGCAGAAAAGGCCAUUUCAGGUAACCUUUGUCGCUGUACCGGUUACCGCCCUAUUGCUGAUGCUUGUAAAAGUUUUGCUGCUGAUGUUGAUAUGGAGGACUUGGGUUUUAACUCCUUUUGGAAAAAAGGAGAAAGUGAUGAAGUAAAGCUGAGUAGGUUAUCUUCAUACAAUCCUAACAAUGCAAGUUCUAAGUUUCCUGAGUUUCUCAAGAGGGAAAUCAAGGCAGGUGCCUGUCUGGCUUCUAAAGACUAUCGUUGGUAUAGUCCUGCUAGUCUUGAGCAACUUCAAAGCUUAUUGCAAGAGAAUGAGGCCAACAAUGGAAACUGUGUAAAGAUUAUCGUUGGUAACACAGGAGUGGGGUAUUACAAGGAACUAGAACUCUACGAAAAAUAUAUUGAUUUAAAAUAUAUUCCUGAGCUCUCAAUCAUCAGGAAAGACCAGACAGGGAUUGAAAUUGGAGCAGCUGUGACAAUUUCUAAAGCUAUCGAAGCUCUAAAGGAAGAAAAUCUAGGUGAUUAUCACCUAGAAAGUAAAACAGUGUUCAAGAAAAUUGCUGACCAUAUGGAGAAGAUAGCGUCGGGUUUCGUAAGGAAUUCAGGUAGUGUUGGAGGGAAUUUGAUAAUGGCCCAGAGGAAACAUUUUCCAUCAGAUAUUGCUACCAUACUACUUCCUGUGGGUACAAUAAUGAAUAUAACGACAGGUCAGAAACUUGAAAAGCUUACACUGGAGGAGUUCUUCACAAGGCCUCCCUUAGAUUCCAAAACCAUUCUUUUAAGCAUUAAGAUUCCUUGCUGGGAGUCAAGAAGGGAUAUUUCUUCUGAAACUGAUACUAAGUUGCUAUUUGAAACCUAUCGUGCUGCACCACGUCCUCUUGGAAAUGCACUGCCCUAUUUGAAUGCUGCUUUCUUGGCUGAGGUUUCCUUUUGUAGAAAUUCAACUGGAGUUAUGCUAAAUGACUGUCGAUUGGCUUUUGGUGCUUAUGGGACCAAGCAUCCCAUUAAAGCAAGGAAGGUUGAGGACUUUCUAACUGGAAAGUUGCUAAAUGUUGAUGUUCUCUAUGAGGCUAUUAAAUUACUUGAAACUACCGUAAUACCUCAAGAUGGCACCUCUAGCCCAGCUUACAGGUCAAGUUUGGCUGUUGGCUUUCUUUAUGAGUUCCUAAGCUCCUUAGUUCACACCCCUGAUGAAAUUCCUGGUGGUUGGCGCAAUGGAUAUAGUAUUGCUGUGUUGAAUGGGGAUUCCAAUUCAGAGAACUAUGAUAAGUUCAAUGGAAUCAAAUUCCCAACAUUGUUGUCAUCGUCAAAGCAGGUCAUUCAGUCAAGUAAAGAGUACCAUCCAGUAGGACAGCCAAUUACAAAAGCUGGAGCUGCCAUUCAAGCGUCUGGUGAGGCUGUUUUUGUGGAUGACAUUCCAUCUCCAAGCAAUUGCCUAUAUGGAGCAUUUAUUUAUAGUACAGAGCCUCUAGCACGGGUGAGAAGCGUAAAAUUUAAGUCUGGAUCACCACCGGUUGGAGUCACUGCACUUAUUUCUGUCAAAGACAUUCCAGGGAAGAAUGUAGGUUGUACAUCCAUAUUUGGUCUAGAACCUCUAUACGCAGAUGAGCAUACUCAGUGUGCAGGAGAGAGAAUUGCCUUUGUGGUUGCAGAUACACAAAGACAUGCAGACUUGGCAGCAAACCUUGCAGUGAUUGAUUAUGACAAGGAGAAUCUAGAACCACCAAUAUUAUCUGUAGAAGAGGCUGUUGAGAGGCAAAGCUUUUUUGAGGUCCCUCCUUUCCUCAACCCUGAACAGGUUGGUGAUUUUUCAAAAGGAAUGGCAGAAUCUGAUCACCAAAUUCUCUGUGCUGAGAUCAAACUUGGGUCACAAUACUAUUUCUAUAUGGAGACACAAACUGCUCUUGCUGUGCCAGAUGAAGACAACUGCAUGACGGUGUACAGUUCUAAUCAAUGCCCUGAGUUUGCACAAGACACAAUAGCUCAAUGUCUUGCUCUUCCUGCAAAUAACAUCCGUGUGAUUACGAGAAGGGUUGGAGGAGGCUUUGGUGGAAAGGCCAUAAAAGCAAUUCCUGUUGCUGCAGCCUGUGCAGUUGCUGCUUACAAAUUACAGCGUCCAGUCAGGACGUAUCUCAAUCGCAAGACUGAUAUGAUAAUGGCAGGAGGAAGGCAUCCGAUGAAAAUAACUUACAGCGUAGGAUUCAAAACAAGUGGGAAGAUUACAGGCCUAAAACUAGAUAUAUUAAUUGAUGCGGGGGCAUUUGCAGAUGCAAGUAUUCUCAUGCCAUCACUUAUACUUGGGACAGUUAGAAGAUAUGACUGGGGUGCUUUAAAUUUUAAUAUAAAAGUAUGCAAAACAAACCUUCCUAGUAGAUCUGCAAUGAGGGCCCCUGGAGAGGUUCAGGGAUCUUUUAUUGUUGAAGCUAUAAUUGAACAUGUAGCAUCCACUCUUUCCAUUGAAGUGGACUCUGUCAGAAAUAUUAAUCUCCACACAUACAACAGCCUUGGCUUUUUUUACAAGAGUAUUGCAGGUGAACCAUUGGAGUAUACUUUACCUUCAAUAUGGGAUAAGUUGGCCACUUCUUCAGACUUUUAUCAAAGGAGUGAAAUGAUAAAAGAAUUCAACAGAUGCAAUAAAUGGCAAAAAAGAGGAAUUUCACGUGUGCCUAUUGUGCAUGAAGUGAAUGUGAGACCAACACCAGGGAAAGUAAGCAUCCUAAAAGAUGGAUCAAUUGUUGUUGAAGUUGGAGGUAUUGAGCUGGGUCAGGGUCUCUGGACAAAAGUAAAACAGAUGACUGCAUAUGCUCUUAGUUUGAUCAAAUGUGGUGGAACAGAAGAACUUCUGGAAAAAGUAAGGGUCGUACAAUCUGAUACUUUAAGUUUAAUUCAAGGGGGUUUUACUGGUGGCAGCACAACAUCCGAGUCAAGCUGUGAAGCAGUUAGACUUUGCUGCAAUGUCUUGGUUGAGAGACUCACUGCUCUUAAGGAAAGGUUGCUAGAGCAAAUGGGAUCUAUAGAAUGGGAGGCAUUGGUUCUUCAGGCACAUCUCACUUCUGUGAACUUAUCAGCAAGUUCACUUUUUAUUCCUGAGUUCUCUUCCACACAUUACCUAAACUAUGGUGCAGCUGUGAGUGAGGUGGAGGUCAACCUUCUAACAGGGGAAACCACAAUUCUGCAGACUGAUAUUAUAUAUGACUGUGGCCAAAGCUUAAACCCUGCUGUGGAUUUAGGACAGAUUGAGGGAGCUUAUGUUCAAGGAAUUGGGUUCUUCAUGCUUGAAGAAUACCCCACAAACUCAGAUGGAUUAGUGACUACAAAUGGCACCUGGACUUAUAAGAUCCCUACAAUGGACACCAUACCUAAACAAUUUAAUGUCGAAAUCCUCAGCAGUGGUCAUCAUAAAAAACGUGUACUUUCUUCAAAAGCCUCUGGCGAGCCGCCAUUAACUCUAGCAGUUUCAGUUCACUGUGCUACAAGGGCAGCUAUAGCAGAAGCCAGGCAGCAACUUCUUUCAUGGAGCGGCCUAGACGGGUCUAAUUCAACAUUCCAGUUGGAGGCACCUGCCACCAUGCCUGUUGUGAAAGAGCUGUGCGGGCUUGACAGCAUUCAGAAGUUCUUGAAAUGGACAAUGGGCACAAAGUGAGCCAAUUCUACUGGCUGGCUGGUUCAAUUUUAGUAAUUCCCCACAUGCAACCUUUGACAAGUUGGAAAAAAGCAUGAAAGUACUGUCUAUUAUAAAUUGUUAUGGGCUUGGUCUGUAAUUUGCUAACUGAAUAGUAUAUGAAAAUAAGGAAACAUGGUGGCAUGUUUAGUCUGAUGCAAAAUUAAAGAGUAUUUGAUGAUGAUCAACAUGCUGGCAGCUGGCGUGGCCUGGCCUGGCCUGUUAUGUACCACAAUUAUUGCUUAACUGAACAAAUGGCUUUUAGGCUUUGUCUUGAAGGAACUUGUCAACUUGGGAGCAAGGGGUUGCUAAGGUUCGAAUCCAGUCCUACAUGCCUCACAAACAAUUUUGCUGUCAGCAGGACAAGAAGUGAAAGCCGGAAGAAGUUUUGAGACUCGUAUGUUUUUCAAGUAAAGUGAUAACAAUUGAGGUAAUAAUGCCUUAAAGCCUUGACAUUUCACCCAAAAGCCAGGCUAAUACCAUGUUAGAAUCAUAUGUCCUUGUGAUUUUAUAACUUAAGCCCAUGCAUCUGACCCGUCAGGCAUCGAA
Molecule: messenger RNA, 5491 nt
Organism: Theobroma cacao (cacao)
Lineage: Eukaryota; Viridiplantae; Streptophyta; Magnoliopsida; Malvales; Malvaceae
Source: RefSeq, a predicted model, not a curated record